Molecule: messenger RNA, 1226 nt
Organism: Pristis pectinata (smalltooth sawfish)
Lineage: Eukaryota; Metazoa; Chordata; Chondrichthyes; Rhinopristiformes; Pristidae
Gene: bccip
Product: BRCA2 and CDKN1A interacting protein
Exons: 7
Coding region: 207-1103 (298 amino acids)
Cellular component (GO): nucleus
Source: RefSeq, a predicted model, not a curated record
CGAAGUUCAUGAGUGGCGGGUUGUCCCAGACCUCAGCAGGUUUACACGUCGCUCAUGAGCAGCAGCUAAUGCGCCGUUGGUCGGUAAACGCCGCACAAGGCAUGAUUCCCGGAAGAAGUGCGAUGGGUUGACCGGACAGGCUGCAACAACAACCUGGAAAUGGGAGGCCCUGAAGAAUAAACUUCCGCUGACGGAAGCGCAGGAAGAUGGCGUCGUUGGCCAAGCGCCGCGCGUUGGAGGAUGCGGAGGGGACGGGCAGCGGCAGUGGGAGCAGCGGGUCGGGGGAAGGGUCCGGCGACAGCGGCGAGGACUCGGCAGAAGAACUGCACGAGGAAGUGCAAAUAGAUUUUGAAGCACAUACCAUAUCUGACAGUGAUUGCAAUGGAAUCAAGAGAUUGUUACAGCAGUUAUUUCUCAAGGCCAGUAUCAACCUCACCGAACUCGCUGAUAUCAUUAUACAGCAAAAUCACAUUGGAAGUGUUAUACGGCAAGCAGAAGUCUUGGAUGAAAGUAAUGAAGAUGAUGAUGAAGAUGGAGUUUUUGGAUUUAUCACAGUUUUAAAUCUGACUGAAAGAAUGGGAACUGAAUCUGUAGAACAGAUUAAAGAUUUGGUUCUGAGCCAGUGCAAGACCCAUCAUCCGAUGGCAGCUGAGCAGCUGGAAAAAAUACUAAAUGACAACAGCAAGCCUGUGAAUUUUCUCAUCAGUGAGCGCUUCAUUAAUGUGCCACCUCAGAUCGCUCUGCCCCUGCACAAACAGCUCCAAGCAGAAUUGGUUGAUGCCCAAAAGACCAAUAAACCUUGUGGCAAGUGUCAUCAUUACCUUAUAAUCAGCAAGGCCUGCAUGGAAGCAGGAAAGAAAAAGCCACAUCAAAGGGGCAAGCAGAAAGAAGAUUUAAUGUUUGCAAAUGCAGAAGAUGAGUUCUUUUAUGAGCAAUCAAUUAUGAAAUUCAGCUACAGUGUGGAAGAGGAGAGUGACAGCUGUUUAUCUGGACGUUGGGCAUUUGACGAUGUUCCCAUGAAGCCUCUUCGUGUAGUAAUGCUAAUUCCUGCUGACCGCUUAAACGCAGUUAUGGACAAACUCAAAGAAUACUUAUCUGUAUAACCAAUAUCUUUCACUUUGGCUAAUGGACAAAUUUCAAACUAUAAAUAUUUAGCAUUUUGUCCUGUGAUUUUAAUGAACAAAUAAAAUUUUUAGACAAGAAUAUUAAACUUUUACAAGUAAAAU